Messenger RNA from Leptopilina boulardi, 4248 nucleotides. Its product is annotated as adenylate kinase isoenzyme 5. Gene Ontology annotation, molecular function: ATP binding; UMP kinase activity. NCBI's taxonomy places the organism in Eukaryota, Metazoa, Arthropoda, Insecta, Hymenoptera, Figitidae. Gene Ontology annotation, biological process: CDP biosynthetic process; UDP biosynthetic process. The record is from RefSeq and is a predicted model, not a curated record. Bases 1109 to 2938 code for a protein of 609 amino acids. Gene Ontology annotation, cellular component: cytoplasm; nucleus. The transcript has 11 exons.
GCGUUCCCCAGGCGUAGACCAUAUAUAUAUAUAUAUAAAACAUAAAAAAAAAACGUUCUCCGCAAGUUCAAAAUAUAACCACGUUCUGCGUUUAGGAAAAAAUUUCCAAAACAAAAAAGUUAAUCAAAAUUAUACAUAUUCUAUUGAAAUAUAUAUAUAUACUCAACAAUUUCAAAAAAAGGAUAUCAAAUUCGAAUUAUCCUCAAUCGUAAUUUUCACAAUAUAUCAAAUAUUCUAUUGGUUUUUUUUUUUUUAUUUCUUUCUUUGAAAAUUGAAUUUUCAUUUCUGUCAUUAAAAAAAUUAAAAUUUUCUCAAUUAAAAAGUAAAUCCCAUAAUUGUUUAGAAAUCUAAAAACGGAAAAAUUAUUGAAACGCCGCGUUUAAUGAACUCAAGUUGAAAAGUGUUUUCCACAUAAUAGCGAGUCAAGCAACAAGUUCAAGGACACUGAAAUUAAUUCCACAAUUCAAGAAUUUUUUUCUAACAAAUAUAAUAAUUCUUUUUUUUUACAUGUGGACUGUAAUUUUAUUGAGUUUAAUUCUCAAGACAAUUUUAAAGAAAUUACGACGAGUUGAUUCAAUUUACGCAAUUAAUCCACCAAUUGAAGGAAGAAUAAAGGAAAAAAUUAAAUUUCACGGUUAAAUGGAUUUCAUUGACAUUUCGUUUUCUUUCUUAUUUCUUUUAUUUCAUUUAGUUGAGUCAUCAAUUUAAUUUGCAGUGACAUUUCAAAAGGAUUACCGGUUCAUUUUAAUAUAAGUUAUUAUUCUAAAAAGUGUGUGUUUAUAUGUAUAUAUAUAUACAUAAAGGAAAAGUUUAAACUUUCAGUGCGGGGGGAAUAAAAGUCACGUCUUUAUAGCCUGUGCAUUUUUUUUUUUUUUUUGUUUAGUGACCUUGAAUAUUUAGUUCCAGUGGAAUGUAGUUAUUUUUUUUUUCAUUUUGUUUUCAAUAAACAGCUCAUGUGAAGUUAUUGAGGAAAGUGUGUUUUAUAAGUGAAGAACAAUAGGGCUUUUUUUUAGAAAAAGCCCAUAUGCUUCGAAACUGAAUUUUAGUUAUUGAAAGCAUGUGAGUACAUGGCCGCCGAAAAAUUGCGCCACUCUCGGAACAACCUACUAUGGGCAUCUGCCUGGACAUUGAUCGAAAUAAUGGAUCAAAGGUGUUCGACGAGGCCGAUGCUCGAAGUACAGGAAGAUGGCAAGGAGAAGCAGGACUUUUGGCGACACCGCCACAUGGAAGUUUUCCCAUGCAGAACGUUGGACCAGUUAAAUUUGAAGUUCCUACUGUCCCAGUUAUUUUUAUCCUCGGGGGUCCUGGCAGCGGGAAGGUGACACAUUGUGAUACUUUAAUGGCAGAGAGGAAAGGAGUUAUUCACAUCAAUAUGACGGAUCUGUUGCAGCAAUAUGUCAUAGGAAAUAAUAUGGAAGAUUUUGGUUCACUAAGUAGUAAAACUGUCACAGAAGUUCUUAUGCUUGAAAUGAAAAUGUCUCCAGAGGCCAAAACUUUUCUUGUUAGUGGAUAUCCAAGAAAUAUGCGCGACAUCGUUGAAUAUUCGGAAAAAAUUCAAAUUGUUAAUGGCGUUAUUCUCAUCUCGUGGAAGCAAGAGGUUCUUGAAAGGCAAAUUGAUUUUGGUGCAAAAUUGGGCCACAUUGUUCUUGGUUUAGCAAGAAUGGAAUUGAAAAAUUUUUACCGAAGCGUCAUGCCAGUUGCGGAAUAUUUCGAUCAAAAUGGAAUGUUAAUGGAGAUCGAUGGAGAACGUGAUCCAAAUGAAGUUUAUAUAGAUUUUCGAGAUGCCGUUUUGAGAAUUCUUGGAAUGUCCUCAGAUGAAGAUAAUCAAAAUCCUCGUGCAAUGCAAGCCGAAGUGGAAGUUGAAAGAACAGAUGAUGAUCCAUAUGAACCAACUGCACCUUCUGAAGAACAAAAUGAAUUAGAUCCAAAUGAAACGCCUGCAUCUCCAGUGUUACCGAUUAUUAAACCAGCGAAAACAGCAAACCAUCAGCGAAAAGGUCUUCCUGCUUUUAUUUGGGUUAUUGGUGGUCCAGGGAGUAAUAAAGCAACUUUAUGUAAUCAAGCACUUCGAAAUAUGCCAGGAUGGGUUCACGUUAGUGUUGGUGAUAUAUUAAGAUCAAUGACAUCAACUAAUGUGACGAUUCAUGAUGCAAUUAUUGCUGGUGAAAUGGUCCCACAAGACAUUGUCAUGCAACUCGUUGAGCAACAAGUACUUUUAAAUCGAGAUACAGAUGGAAUUAUUCUUAGUGGAUUUCCAAGAAAUUUUUCCCAAGUCGAUGAAUUUGAAAAUAAGUUUGGCCAGGCGCCUCCAUUAGUUUUAUUAGAUUGCUCCAAAUUACAAUUUGGUAGGGGUAGAUUGGAUGGAACAAUUCCAGCAUUUCGAAGAAGAUUGGCGUUGUUUAGGGAAAUGACACUUCCUAUGCUUAAGAAAAUUGAUAACAACAAACGACUCACAAUGAUUGAUGGUGACACUGAUGUGGAGAAUGUUCAGCUCGAAUUUGCGAAUGCACUUUAUCAAUUAAUGAAAUGGGUUCGAAGAAAAGAGGAAAACAGCGCUGAUGGAAAUAAUCAGGAUCAAGAUUCAGGUGUUCAAAAUUCAGAACACCCAAACUCGAUGGCCCCCGGUAACAUCAACGGGGGCCAAACAAUUGAAUCAUAUCAAAAUGGAAUACAACGGAUACCAAAUGGAAUCGUCAAGCAAAUAGAAAAUCAAUUAAAUGGUGGUUCCAGUAUAGCCAAAGGAGUAUUAAUCGACGAGCCAAUUCUUCAAAAUGGUUUAUUAAAGAAGAAUGGAAUUGUGAAAGGACUUCAAAACGGUGGCGUUCAUUUAUCAAAUGGAUUUAUGCCUGGAAAGAAUAAAGUUGCCCCUUUAAAUGGAAAUAAUGCGAAUAAUGGAAGAGACCCUGUGAGAUCGAUGUUCAAUGAAGUAGACGAUUAAAAAAAAUCUCACAUCUCUCAAAGGUGUUACAAUCAAAAAAAAAAUUUUCGAUCAACUCUAAUUUCACAAUUUCAAUAAAAUAGUAAUUUACAUCAAACAUAAUAACAGUUUUUUUAAUUUGAAAUAAAAAAAAAAAAAAAUUUCAUUUCUCAAAUAGUAAAUAAAAAAUAUUUAAAUUUCUUCACUUUUAAAAAAACUAGAAAUAGAGAAAAAUUCUUUUAAUCGAAAGAAAAAGUAUAGAAAAAAAAUAUUAAUUUUUUAUUUAUUUAUAUACAGUAAUGUAAAUUUCAAUUUUUCUACGGGAUUGAAAUAUUGUGAAAUUAGAGCAAUUUCGAGAAUGAAAUUGUUUAAAGACUUAAAUAUUGAGAAAGAAAGUCAUAUUUUUUUUAACUAGCCAGUAUUUUAAAUUAGACUUCCAAUUUUCGUUUACUUCAAUAAUUAAAAAAUUUUCCAGAUUUAAAAAAAAUUGUCAUCGAAGGGAGUUGCAAUUUCAAAAAAAAGAAAUCUCUAGUUUUAAAAUACGAAAGCUCAAUAAUUUAAAAAAAAAAAAACGAAUCUCAAUGUAAAAAAAAAGAAAUUUUUUCUAGAUGAUAAAUUUUUUUUUUUUUCAUCUAACAACAUAUGUUAUUUAUAUUUCACUUCAUGUAUAUUUUGUAUGAAAGAGAAUGUUAAAAAAGAAAAAAGAAAAAUAUUUUCCACUUUUGUAAUCGCACACGUAUGUAUUUAAGAAAGGCUAAACUGAACAAUGCUCACGGCUGUAUAUUCAAGACUAAUGAACUGGAAUUAUUAGAUAUUCAAUUAAUCGAAAUCUUAUCUAAUUUUUUAAAUUUAUUGAAUCAAAAAUGUUUUUCACAAAGUAAAAUUAAUUUAAAAAUUUUUCAUUAAUUUUAAUUAAUAUCAAAAGAUACAUUUUCAAAUUAUAAUUUUUCUAAAUUCUAAAUGUCAGAAAAAAUUUGAAUUGUGACCAAAAAAGAAAAAAAAAAAAAACAAUUUCAAGAUUUCAAUUAUUUGAAAUUUAACAUUUUCAAGUGCAUCAAGAUUAUACAUUGCCAGUUAAUAUUUUAUUAUUUAUAAAAAAAAAUAAAUAAACCGACAAUGUAAAUUAAUUUAAAAGAAAUAUUUAAAUGAAAACAUUAUUAUCUUAUAAUUUAGAAUUAUAUGUGCCUAACUUAAGUACUCGUACGUGUAUAUUAUUAGAUUAGGAAAUUAAAUAUAAAAUACGUUAUAAAUGUACAUUGUUAUAAUUAUAAAAAUAGACUGUUUUCUAUGAAAUACGAAUAAUUUCGCGAAGAAAAUAACUAUUGUAAAAA